ACUUGUUGCUACUCCAACGUCUCACUAUUCCCAAUUAUUCAGUCCCCAACAGCACCAGCAGCAGCCAAAAUGGAAAUAAAAAUUAAAAUGCUCUCUCCAUGUAGCCAUGGCAGCAUCUAUUAGAUCAAACAUCUGGUGAGUUUAAUUUGGGGUGUAGCUGUCAUGCUGCAUAACUUGUGGCAGAGACAUAUAUUUCUAGAUGUUGCUCCUUUGGCCAACUGUGCUUCGUUCUUCCGGUCACCGUGUUGUGCUGCCGUAGACGCCGACCGGCCAAACAUCUGUUGAAAUAGCGUGAUGGAUAAAGAGAAAGAUGAAAUGCCACCUAGGCCUUCUACAUCGAUCCCACCGACACAGGAAUCUUGCGGUCCAGGAAAAUCGUAUUAUCCGCCAUUUAUUUAUACGUAUGCAUGGGGUAGUCAGCCCCCAUCUGGAAUGCCACCUUUUGGACCAACGAUGCUCUACCCUCCGUCGAGUAAUGCGGAGGAGUCGCGGCAACUUCAAAAUAUUAUGCUGCCCCCAUCUGGAAUGCCACAUUUUGGACCAAUGAUGCUCUACCCUCCGUCAAGUAAUGUGGAAGAGUCGAGACAACUUCAAAAUAUUAUGCUGCGCCCAUCAAUACCACCUUUUGGACCAACGAUGAUUUACCCUCCGUCAAGUAAUGCGGAUGAGUCUGGGCGAGUUCAAAAUAUUAUCUUGCCCCCAUCUGGAAUGCCACCUUUUGGACCAACAAUACUCUAUCCUCCGUCGAGUAAUGUGGAGGAGUUGGGACAAGAUCAAAAUAUUAUGCUGCUCCCAUCAAUGCCACCUUUUGGUCCAACGAUGCGUUACCCUCCGUCGAGUAAUGUGGAGGGGUCUGGGCAAGUUCAAAAUAUUAUCCAGCCUCCAUCAAUGUCAUACCCUCCGUCGAGUAGUUCGAAGGAAUUGAGAAGAUCUGGAAUGACCCCCCAACUAGCAAGUGAAUCAUCAACUAUGCCAUUUACAUCUGAAAGUGAAAAAAUUUUGGGAAGUGCAUCACACAUGACUGAUCAAAGCUGUCAAAAGAGUAAAUAGGGAGAGGCCGAGGGGAUUGAGGCCGAGGGGAUUGAGGCCAAGGGGACUAAUGAAG
This is a messenger RNA of Juglans regia (Persian walnut), 1105 nucleotides long. RefSeq names its product YLP motif-containing protein 1. The transcript has 11 exons. The record is from RefSeq and is a predicted model, not a curated record. NCBI's taxonomy places the organism in Eukaryota, Viridiplantae, Streptophyta, Magnoliopsida, Fagales, Juglandaceae. Bases 295 to 1050 code for a protein of 251 amino acids.